AUAUAUUUUUUUAAAUCUAUAGUCUUCGUUAUGACUACAAACAAAUUUUCCAAAUUAAGAUUUUAAGAUAACGAAAAUAACAAGAAAAGAUAACUUUAUUAAUAAUAGUUUUUUUUAAGAACUCAAAAAUCUAAAACCAUAACCAAAAAUGCCACGAACUUGCAGUCUUGUGAUUUCUGAAGAGUCCCGGAAAUCCCUCCUCGAUUGGCUGUUUUGCGCAGAGUUGUCAAGUAUCACACAGACACUCACGCAUUCGCGUUUCAGUUGCCCGUUGCCGCGGCACUAUCAAAUCAGCACUAUUCGGUGAAACGCCACGCGAGUAAGAGUGCUGGUGAUUAAUUAAUCAUUUGAACAAUGCCCGGAAUGACAACGCCUGUUAAAGCAAAGAAAUCUCCCAAAAAUUCCAAAAACCCGGAAAGAAUAUCCGGAAUUCACAAUGGCAUUCGUGGAACCGAAUACCAACUGUGUGUGACGAUGUACAUUUUGCUGCGAGCCUAUAACAGCUACUCUGAACGUAGGCAAGAUUUCAGGCUUCGGAUGGAACCUACGGAUCCGAUAGUUGGCGAAUUUGACGAUAUUUGGCUCGAGAUGAAUGGUGAACAGAUUUUGAUACAGGUUAAGCAUUGCUCAGACGGUAGCAAUCUGACGGCGGGUAUGCUUCUACCGAAUAAUCGGAGCUCUAAUGAAGCAUUUUCCCUGUACAAAUAUUAUGAUUCUUUUGAAGAGUGCCGAAAGAUGCAAAUAGCUCGGUACAGGACAGCUGAAAAAUGGACCUACGUGUUUUUGACCAACAGACCGUUGCAAGUUAAAGCGAGAAUUUUUUUUGAAAGGUGUUCAAAUCAGUCUUUACUUGAAAGUAUCUUAGAAACCGGUGAAUUCUUAAAGAUCUGGAAUGACAAAAAAAACGAAAGUAUUAAGAAGCUAAAUCCAUCUGGUGAUUUUUGCGAUAAUUUCAUGCUUUCUGUGGCGCAUCUGAAUCUUAAUAAUUUGUGCAAGAAGAUUGAAGCAGAAAUUAGGAAAACCAAGCAAAUGGACUCUAAACUUGGGAUCAAAUUUCUAAGAGAAGAGCUUUUUGAUUGGGUUUGUGUUAAGGAAAAUCGAAAACACAAAUAUAUUAAUCGAGAAUGGGUUGAAUCAAUGUUUCAAAAGUUUCACACUGAGCACGCAAAAAAUCACUGGAAGGCAUACGAAAACCCAGUUCUCUCAACUAUAAAGGAAUCACUGCAAGAGUUUUUGUAUCGGGAUAACCAGAUAGGAGCAAUAGACGAAACUGCUAAACUUUUGUACGAACAAAUAAAAUACAUUCUUACAACAGGCCAAAUAGAAAGUAAGCAGGAAUGUGAUGGAAGUAAUGUAACAGCAACAGAUAGAGAAGAUGAUGUUGAAAAUAAGGUUUUUGAACAAGCUGAGGAUAACAAUCAAUACCAGAGCUAUUCAGAAGAAGCAUCACCAAACAAACAAAUAUUUACGUUGCGACAAAUUCUACAAAUAAGUCGAGAAUUUCAGGAAAAAGAUACACAUCAUUUAUUCGUCUUUUUCAAAAAUGAUUACGAAACAGCGAAGCUUAAAGAACUAAUGGACCUAUUAGACAAGAAUGGUUUCUCAACCAAAACUCUUGGGAAACACGACUCAUCUGUCAUGUUAAAUUUGGCAGUAAAAUGUGUUCUGAAACGAGCGGGACUCAAGAUGGAGGGCACAGUUUUUGAAAAUUCUCGGUUGGUUCUCUGCCACGACAACGAAGUGGACAUAAUCGGAAAAACGAUCCAAGAUGUUGAAAUUCAGUACGUUAGACUCAAGGAUGAAGCCGGGAAAGUUGGUCUGAUUCUUGAUACAUCGAAAACGAAGUACAUGUUAGCUAAUGGGAAACUACCGCAAAGUGGCUCGGUGACCAUAGCGAGUGAUAAAAUCGAAAUGGUGAAAGAGGUCGAAUUCCUCGGAUCAUUAGUGACUUGGGACAACAGCUGCAACAUAGAAAUCGAGAGAUGUAUUAAAAUCGGAAAACGCACUUUCGAAGAUCACGAGAAGAUGCUAAAAUCAGAGCAAGAUAUUCUCAAGAAAUGGAGAAUAUACGACGAGCAAAUACGAUCCAGAGUCCUUGAAGGGUGUGAGACGUGGACUGUGCUUGCCAGUAGAGAAGUCAUGCUCGUCAAGUUUGAAGACGAUAUGCUAAGAGCAAUAUUCAACGGUGCGAAGCAACCAGACAUUUGCAGACCUAUCAUGUGUGUUGUAAAUGCUAGACAAGUACGGUGGGCGGUACAGGUCGCUGGGAUGUGGAACAAUGAACCCGCAAAAAGAGUGGUCAUCGAAGCAAGCUUUCCUGUCGUGAACAAUAGAAGACGUACGGGUAAACCUAAAACGCGUUGGUUUGAGGCGAUCAACGGUCGUGAAAAAGGGCAAGAUCUACGCGACGCUUGGGAACUAGCCGUAAAGCAGCUCAAAUCUGGAAACCCACGAGUUACCAAAACGGAAGGCAAACAUUUUGGAAUUAUGUCCUGAUGCCUAAAGAGUAAAAACGGUCUUUAAGAGGAAAUCAAUAGCAAACGAUUAAAACAUAUUUUCCCACAGGGUACAGAAAGGAUACACCAAAAAUGAGUUGCCUUAGGGCAGCACUACUUCCUCUCGAGAUUCACAAGAAGGUACAGGAACAUACAUGUUGAGAUUAUUUUACAAUUGAUAUCAGUAAUUUUGGACUAGUUUGACGGGAAAUAUCUACCGAAUAUUUUCUUUAAAAAAAGCUUAAACAAGUUUAUCGGUUUAAUUUAAAACAAACUGAACAGUCAAAUUAUGAAAGGAUGGAUGAUGGAUUAGCUCUUGGUCACGACAGACUUGAAACUCGAGAGAUUCCCAUAGAUCAAGACUAGGAUUACUAAAAUGUUAUUACCGGAAACUGAGAUGACAUUGAUGGGAUAUCUUUAAUAGAAAAUGGAAUCAGCAAUUUUUCAAUUUUUUUUGCUCAAUAAGUAAAAUGAUCAUGUUAGCUUUGAGGCUUUUACACUUUGGACUCCCUAUCAAAGUCACCUCAAUUUACGGUGCGUAUUGCAAAAAGAUUUUGUUAUGUAACAUAUUUUUUUUUGUAUUUUAUUACUAUUUGUUUUUCAGAGCCAACUUACAGCUUACACUAUGGGCAAUGAACCUCGUCAAUUGUAUGGUUCGGAUAGUACGCAAUAUUUACCAACUUUUGAUCUCCAAAGAAGACUUUUUAAUCGGUGAUAAAAAAAAUGCUGAAAUGCUGUGAUAAUUUGGUUGGAAAGUUGCUGUUUCAAACGCAAUGUUAAAAAAGUGAUACCGGAAAUGUGAUGAUUUAAAAAGGUCUCAGGUUAAGUUUACAGACAAAAAGUAGCCAUGUUUUUAAUAUUGUAUUGUUAUCAUAUUUUUAAGCAUGUUUAUCAAGUUAA
Culex quinquefasciatus (southern house mosquito) is the source of this 3395-nucleotide messenger RNA. RefSeq lists its product as uncharacterized. Lineage: Eukaryota; Metazoa; Arthropoda; Insecta; Diptera; Culicidae. The coding region runs from base 355 to 2496 and encodes 713 amino acids. The transcript is spliced from 3 exons. The record is from RefSeq and is a predicted model, not a curated record.